UUCACGCACGAUAAGAAUACUCUCGAGUCAAGUAUUUGGAGUGUGGAGUGUGGACGCAUAUAAAUUACUAGGACCACUCACCGUUGAUUCCUAUCGAAGAGAGAGAGAGAGAUAGAGAAGAAAACCCUUCGUCCGGCCGGCGUAUAAUCUCUCUCUUGCAGAUUCAAUGGCGUCAGAUCCCAAACAUUUCGUAUUCGAUGAUGUUAUCAAACACAACAAAACCAAGGAUUGCUGGCUCGUUAUCGACGGAAAGGUUUAUGAUGUAACCCCAUUUAUGGAGGACCACCCUGGAGGCGAUGAAGUUCUGCUAGCAGCAACUGGGAAAGAUGCAACCGACGAUUUUGAGGAUGUGGGACACAGUGAUGAUGCUAGAGGCAUGAUGCACAAAUAUUACAUUGGCGAGGUGGACAAGGCAACUGUUCCCAAGAAGCGUGCUUAUGUUAAACCUGCUGAUAGCAACUACAAUCAUGACAAGACUUCGGAGUUUGUUAUUAAGAUAUUACAGUUUAUCGUGCCUCUUGUGAUCUUGGGUUUGGCUUUUGUGGUCAGAUCUUACACCAAAGAGAAGUCUGCUUGAAAGAGAAAGAGAGAGCUUGCUUGCUUCCCUUUCAUUAUUUGAGGUUUAGAUGGUGUGUUGUGCUGUGUUGUGUUGGUUUUAAUUUAUGGAGAAUAUUUAUGUCUAUUAAAAACAUGGUGACUUUGGUUAUUUGUUAGAUGAAUAUGUUGUGAGGACAGGUUUCUCGUUAGUUA
This is a messenger RNA of Lactuca sativa (garden lettuce), 750 nucleotides long. RefSeq names its product cytochrome b5. Gene Ontology annotation, cellular component: membrane; intracellular membrane-bounded organelle. The record is from RefSeq and is a predicted model, not a curated record. Gene Ontology annotation, molecular function: heme binding. Lineage: Eukaryota; Viridiplantae; Streptophyta; Magnoliopsida; Asterales; Asteraceae.